Molecule: messenger RNA, 2154 nt
Organism: Drosophila ficusphila
Lineage: Eukaryota; Metazoa; Arthropoda; Insecta; Diptera; Drosophilidae
Gene: cin
Product: molybdenum cofactor synthesis protein cinnamon
Exons: 8
Coding region: 139-1944 (601 amino acids)
Biological process (GO): molybdenum incorporation into molybdenum-molybdopterin complex; establishment of synaptic specificity at neuromuscular junction; gamma-aminobutyric acid receptor clustering
Cellular component (GO): postsynaptic membrane; cytoplasm; cytosol
Molecular function (GO): molybdopterin molybdotransferase activity
Source: RefSeq, a predicted model, not a curated record
ACACACUAGAUUUCGAUAUUGAGUUAUCGAUAAAUAUAAAAGCAAGCGGAAAAGUUUGCGUGCUAAUUUAUGUGUUGAAUUUAAUAAUUUAAUUGGGAUUCUUCGCUCAGAGCAGUUGAAACCGCUGCGAAUGACGUAAUGGAGUCGAUUAUUUUUGGAGUUCUUACCGUUAGUGACACUUGUCACAAGGAGCCGGCGAAAGAUAAAAGUGGUCCCAAGUUAAGGCAAUUGGUGGGCGAGUCCUUUACCAAUGCCAAGAUUAUCACGAGUAUUGUUCCGGACGAAAAGGAGCUGAUUCAGAGGCAGCUGCGCCAGUGGAUCGAUCUUGAUCAGCUGCGAGUGAUUCUAACCACUGGCGGCACGGGGUUUGCUCCUCGGGAUGUGACCCCAGAGGCCACAAAAUCUUUGCUGGACAAAGAGUGUCCCCAGUUGACACUAGCUAUUGCAUUGGAGUCCCUAAAAAAGACAAAAUUUGCGGCUCUUUCGCGUGGACUGUGCGGCAUUGCCGGAAAAACCCUGAUCCUUAACUUUCCCGGCAGCGAAAAGGCCGUAACCGAGUGUUUUGAGACCGUAAAAUCUCUACUGCCGCAUGCUGUAAACCUCAUAGCCGACGAGGUUGCCCUGGUGCGCAGCACGCAUGCGGAGGUUCAAGGAUCCGCGCCAAAGGGUCACGUUUGCCCACACAAAACGGGGAAAGGAAACGAUUCCGAUCGCAAUUCACCCUUUCCCAUGCUGCCCGUCCAGGAGGUGCUCGCCAUGAUUUUCGACAAGGUUAAGCAGACCAGCAAUCUGGAUGGGAUCCUGUGGCAGCUGAACUCGCCUGUGAACAUCCCGCCUUUCAGGGCUUCAAUAAAGGAUGGCUAUGCCAUGAAGUCCACCGGAUUCUCGGGCAGAAAACGAGUUUUGGGCUGCAUAGCCGCAGGAGAUGCGCCCUGUUCAUCGCAGCUGGCGGAAGAUGAGUGCUUUAAAAUAAACACAGGUGCACCUCUUCCGCUUCUGGCGGAUUGUGUGGUGCAGGUGGAGGACACCGAGCUACUGCAGCGUGACAAGCUCGGCCAAGAAAGCCUGGUCGACAUAUUGGUGCAGCCAAUAGCUGGAUUGGAUGUACGAGAUGUGGGUUGCGAUCUGAGCACCAAGGAUCGCAUCUUUCCUGUUCCAGAUCCCUCGCCAGUUGUGGUGAAAUCUCUGCUGGCCUCCGUGGGAAAUCGAUUGGCCGUACCCAAGCCCAAGGUGGCUAUAGUGUCUACGGGCAGUGAGCUGCUUUCCCCGAGGGCUAAUCCUGCUCUAGGUAAGAUCUAUGACUCGAAUACUACUAUGUUGGCGGAACUACUGGUCUAUUUUGGCUUUGAUUGCAUGAACACAAGUGUGCUGAGCGAUAGUUUCGAACACACAAGGGAAUCGCUAUCAGAUCUAUUCGAGGUCGUGGAUUUUGUUAUUUGUACCGGUGGCGUCUCAAUGGGCGACAAGGAUUUCGUGAAGCCCGUGCUGAAGGACCUUCAGUUCACUCUUCAUUGCGGCAGGGUGAACAUGAAGCCAGGGAAACCCAUGACCUUUGCCAGCCGCAAUGAUAAGUACUUCUUCGGGCUGCCCGGCAAUCCCGUGUCCGCCUUCGUCACGUUCCAUCUCUUUGCCCUGCCCGCCAUCCGCUGGGCAGCCGGCUGGGAUCGCCAAAAGUGUUCGUUGCCCGUGAUCAAUGUGAAGUUGCUCAGUUCCAUAAGUUUGGAUGCCCGUCCCGAGUAUGUUCGUGCCUCAGUGAUUUCCAAGUCUGGAGAGCUGUUCGCCAGUUUCACUGGAGAUCAGAUCAGCAGCCGCUUGCAAAGCAUAGUGGGUGCCGAUGUUUUGGUCAAUCUGCCAGGACAGACUUCUGAACGGAAAGUGGCCGAAGCUGGCGAAGUUUUUCCGGCUUCCGUGCUGCGCUACGACUUCAUUUCCAAGUACGAAUAGAGAAACCUGGCUAAUGAACCCCCAAACCCAUCGAAUGUUAGAAAGACAAGACAAUACGCCUUCGUAGAUUAGCACAAAGAUUUAUUUUUCAUAUAUCAUAUCAUUACGUAUGAUGUCCAUCAAUUACACCAUUGCAGUGUGUACAAAAACGAGUAUAAAGUAAAUAUUAUAAAGGCCUUCCCUAAAGGAAGAAAUAUCAUCAAACAAAAA